Messenger RNA from Penicillium lagena, 1284 nucleotides. RefSeq lists its product as uncharacterized. The transcript is spliced from 2 exons. The record is from RefSeq and is a predicted model, not a curated record. Bases 1 to 1284 code for a protein of 427 amino acids. Gene Ontology annotation, biological process: transmembrane transport. Gene Ontology annotation, molecular function: transmembrane transporter activity. NCBI's taxonomy places the organism in Eukaryota, Fungi, Ascomycota, Eurotiomycetes, Eurotiales, Aspergillaceae.
AUGGAAAUUCUGAAUCGAGACGAGACCUUCUGGGCUCCGGGAACGGUUGCACUGGAAGACAUUCACCGAACAAGAGACCAGGUAGUUCUCUUCCCCACACCCUCAGCUGACCCUAAUGAUCCACUCAAUUGGUCCACGGCUCGCAAAGCCCUCAAUUUCACGCUGGUGAGCUUCUUUGUCCUGUGGACCUUUGUUCAGCUGGACAUCGGCUUCACCGCAUGGGGCCCCAUGGAAACAGAGCUCGGCAUGAGUGUUGACAUUUUGAAUGCUGGCGCCGCCGUCAAUUACGGGGGUCUUGCCGUGGGAUGCAUCUUUUUUAUUCCUUUGGUCCAUAAAUUCGGCCGUCGGCCGAUCUACAUUCUCAGCUCUGCUCUCCAAUUUGCAUCAUGUAUCUGGCAGGCCCGAACUAACACCGUCGGGGAUCUUAUUGGAAGCAACUUGAUUUCCGGGCUGGGAGGUGCAAUUAGCGAGAUCGUCGUGCAGAUCACUGUUGCUGAUAUGUUCUUCGUUCAUGAGCAUGCCACGAUGAAUGGAUGGUUUGUCAUCUUCCAAUCCACGGGGGCCUUCCUCGGUCCCGUCGCUUCGGGGUAUAUCGUAGUAUCACAGGGAUGGAGAUGGAUGUGGUGGUGGUGCGUGAUAUUCUUUGGAGUGACCCUGCUCUGCGUGGUUUUUCUUUUCGAGGAAUCGAAGUACAUCCCCGAGGUCAACGGUCAGGGUGUUUCUUCCGCGCUUCAAUUGGGUUCGGCAGAUGCCCCAGAACCAGGUGUCAAACACAAAACAUCAAUCGGUAACGAGGAUGCCAAAAAGACGGCGACAACUCGAGUCGCUACAAAUCCUGAAUUCGAGCUGAAGUCAUAUCGCCAGCGAAUGGCCUUGGUCACCGUAACUAACGAAUCGCUCUGGCCUCAUUUCUACCAGCCAAUCAUCACGUUAUUUACCUUCCCGGCUGUUGCAUACGCGGCCAUCACAUACGGAGCCACCUUGAGCUGGUUUGCCAUCAUGACUUCGCUCCAAGCCUCCUACAUGCUCCUGCCUCCAUACAACUUCGACGCAAUAGGCGUUGGCUUGAUGAAUGUUGCGCCCUUUGUUGGCGCCGUCUUGGGCUUCCCCUGUGGCGGAUACUUGAGUGACAAGUCCAUUUUGUGGCUGUCUAAGCGCAAUGGCGGAAUCUACGAGCCAGAGAUGCGUCUCUGGCUUGCUCUUCCCGUGGCCAUUAUAAGCCCCGCGGGCAUUUUGAUGUUUGGCCUCGGGCUUGCUUAUGUGAGUUUUGCUGGCUCAACAUGA